Messenger RNA from Caenorhabditis briggsae, 1542 nucleotides. It is a transcript of the gene Cbr-hpr-9, whose product is annotated as Protein CBR-HPR-9. Gene Ontology annotation, biological process: DNA replication checkpoint signaling; cellular response to ionizing radiation; mitotic intra-S DNA damage checkpoint signaling. The record is from RefSeq and is a predicted model, not a curated record. NCBI's taxonomy places the organism in Eukaryota, Metazoa, Nematoda, Chromadorea, Rhabditida, Rhabditidae. The coding region runs from base 1 to 1542 and encodes 513 amino acids. The transcript is spliced from 10 exons. Gene Ontology annotation, cellular component: checkpoint clamp complex.
AUGCAAGCCACUCAUGAUACUUAUGCAGAUCCGUCAUCGUCGACGUCGACCCUGAAGAAGGGGGUCCAGCAUGAAGACAUGAAAGGCGCUCAAUUUGUGGUCCAAUCUAAUUUGAAAAUCAUGUCAAGAUGUAUCUCUGCUCUAAGCAAAAUUUCCGAAGACGUUUUAAUCGAAGUUUCCGAUACUGGGUUAUACUUCAAAAUUGUCAACCGGUCUAAAUUCUGCGUUUUCCGUUUUGCUCCCGAGUUCUUCAAUUCUUGCGACGUGUCAAUGAUCAACAAUAAGAAAAUAAAUAUUUGUAGACUAUCAAUGAAAUCGGCUCAGCGAAUUUUCAAAGGUGUGGCUGUGGGUGAAAAGACAUUCGUUGGUUGUGAGUUUCGAAUCGAUCCGAGAGGCGAAAAGAUGAUGGUCAAGCUUCAAAUGAAUUAUGAUAUCGAUCGUACCAUCCAUGCCAAACUUCGCGAAAUGGGAUCUAUCCUGCAUAAGCCAACCUACGACCGAGCAAUCUGCAGAAAUACCACCGUUGUUUUUGCCUCAACUCUUCUUCCUAUCCUUGCCCAAAUGAAAACAGAUCUCGAAGUCACAAUGAAGGUAAACGAAGAGGGACUCACAAUUCGAAACUAUCACUCAAUGGACGGAGUUUCCAUGUUCAAUAUGGCCGAUCAGCGGGGAGGUGGAAAGAAGGUCAAGACAGAGACAACAAUCACAAUCGAUAAGCUGACCCGCCAUAAAUCAAUUGUGACAUUCGCUGAUCAGCUGGGCUCGGAAGUUUGUCUCUACUAUGAUCUUCCGGGUAGACCAUUGAUCUUAUCGAUGGAAGCACAUCCUAACUUUGACAUCGAGCUGGCAUUAGCCACUAUGGGUAAUGAUGAUGAAAUUGAUUUAGAUGGAGGGAUUGUUAAAGAAACGAUGAUUCACCACGAGACGACAAUCAACGGACAGUCUUCUGAAACAAUCUCGGCCAAGAAAUCGAAAAAAGCAUCAAACUUGGAUGAUUUCAACAUCACCAGCUCUAGCUCAAAAAGAGGACCUGUUCCGAAUUCCGAAGUACACCAAUCCCAAUCCCAGUCACACUCGCAACCAAGCAAAAACAAAUUUAUUGCUGCAACAGUUCACGAGAAGACCACUCAACCAGUUACCGAUCAUUCGUGGAGAGAUCAUGAAAUUAUAGACGGUGAACACCAGAGAGUAGCGACCCCAGAGACUCAGCCGGAGGUGGAGAUGAUUGUUCCGAUGGAGACUGAUCCAGAUAUCAUGGAAGUUGAUGAACCAAUUCACAGAAGAACACCAGCAGAGAAGGAGUUUUCAAUGCAUCAAGCUAUUCAAGAUAUUAAUAUAAGUGCACGAAUCAACUCUCCACAAUAUCUCGAACCGGAAGAGUUCCCGAACCCGAUUCCUCAAGAAGAAAAUGAGCGAGAACCUAUAGUUGCUGAUAUCCCGGAAGAGGAUCAAAACCGAAUAUUCAAAGUUCCUGAAGUGAAGCGAAUGAGAGUGGAUGAUGGUAGAAGUGUAUCGAUCUUUUUCAGAUUCGACGCAUUCUAA